Molecule: messenger RNA, 1156 nt
Organism: Populus trichocarpa (black cottonwood)
Lineage: Eukaryota; Viridiplantae; Streptophyta; Magnoliopsida; Malpighiales; Salicaceae
Product: ras-related protein RABC2a
Exons: 6
Coding region: 207-851 (214 amino acids)
Molecular function (GO): GTPase activity; GTP binding
Source: RefSeq, a predicted model, not a curated record
UUGUAAUACAUCAUCAUCAACCAACAGAAAUCAGCCAACCCCACCAUUUAUGUCUCCUUCUAGCUCAGGAAAUUUCCCAUUUCGUUUUAUGGUCUCUUGCUCUUCAAUCUGUAUCCUCUUAAUAGCUCUAAACUCACGCACAGAACAUCUCUGCCCGGUUUAGGUUUGGUUCUUGAUACUUAUGAUUGUAAAGCAAUUGAGAAAGAAUGGCGGGUUCUUUUUCUAAAGGAGGGAAUAAUAGUUAUGAUUAUUCGUUCAAGAUUUUGUUGAUAGGAGAUUCUGGUGUCGGCAAGAGCAGUCUUCUUUUAAGUUUCAUCUCCAGCUCUGUUCGUGACCUUUCUCCUACUAUCGGUGUGGAUUUUAAGGUCAAGAUGCUCACUGUUGGUGGGAAAAGAUUGAAGUUAACUAUUUGGGACACAGCUGGGCAGGAGCGGUUUGGAACAUUAAUAAGCUCUUAUUAUAGGGGUGCACAUGGAAUUAUCCUAGUUUAUGACGUGACACGGCGAGAAACUUUUGAGAACUUGUCCGAUAUAUGGGCUAAGGAAGUGGAGCUCUACUCCACCAAUCAUGACGGCAUCAAAAUUCUUGUUGGAAAUAAAGUUGAUAGGGAUAGUGAAAGAGCUGUAAGUAGAGAAGAGGGCAUGGCUCUUGCCCAACAGCACAAGUGUUCAUUUUUCGAAUGUAGUGCCAAAACCAGUGAAAAUGUUUUGCAAUGUUUUAAAGAACUCACAUUAAAGAUACUUGAGGUACCUAGUUUAUUGGAAAAUGGCUCAGUAGUGGUGAAGCAACAGAUUAUGAAAGACAAACAAGUAUAUCAAGCACCUCGUGGUGGUGGCAGUUGUUGCUCCUAACUGAAGUACCUGUAAUCAUGGGAUCCAGUAAAGCUCAGGUAGUGGCAAAUCAGUGAAGAUAAGUCGGUGCUAAUGGCAAUUUGGGUGGCCUGAUCUCAUCUGGUGGUCAUCUUUACUGCUUCCAUUGUAAUUCGUGAAGUUUUGGGAAGUCUUUUUUUUACUUGAUAUUAAUACUUUGACCAAAUAGGAAAUGUAUCAUGGGAAGCAAAGUAGAUGUGUACAGUGCCACUGAACUUAUAGCUCAACUGGCUUUUGCAUCUCGAGUCUUGGGUUGAAGACUCUUCUUUGUAAAAAACCUUUUUUUU